AUGGCCUCUUAUCCCUCCGGCUUCCGACUGGCGCAGGCUAUUGGCAUCUCCGGCGCCGCUUGGCUGUCAGGAAACAUUGCCGCCCUUAGCAUGAACGUCACACCUGCACUACUGCGUUCCCGCCGCGAAGACAACGUCCACCCAGCAACCCUCGCCAAGCAAUGGAGGAAUAUGUUUGAGAAUGGAAAGAAUCAAAAUCCACCCAUUGCAGCCGCUGUCGCAGCCUCGUUCUUCUAUCUGGCCUGGUCUGUGCGAUCCGGUGCCCCCUUGUUCAAACAGACGGCAUAUAGUCGCUCUGGACUUUUUUCGGUGGCUGCUGUCUUGACGCUCGGCAUCGUACCUUAUACGAUUCUUACGAUGAAAAGUACCAAUGAUGCGUUGUUGGAAAAGGCCAAGUCUGCUCCUGAGAUCUCUGAUACGGAGACGUCGAGGUUAAUUGAGAAGUGGACCACUCUUAAUGCUGUUCGAGGAUAUUUACCUCUUGCGGCGGCGGCGGUUGGGUUGGUAGCUUCAUUUGUGUAA
Penicillium cataractarum is the source of this 522-nucleotide messenger RNA. RefSeq names its product anthrone oxygenase family protein. The transcript is spliced from 2 exons. The record is from RefSeq and is a predicted model, not a curated record. Lineage: Eukaryota; Fungi; Ascomycota; Eurotiomycetes; Eurotiales; Aspergillaceae. Bases 1 to 522 code for a protein of 173 amino acids.